AUGUUACCUUCGCCAUUGUCGCUUUUCACAACAUGGUUCGUGCUUCAGGCCGCUGCCGCUCCGGCGGCAGGCUCACAAGUCCUGACCCCUCAAGAUUUCAAGCAAACAAUCGCAGAUGGUGUUUGGUUCAUCGAACAUUUUUCCCCAUAUUGUCGGCAUUGUCGUAACUUUGAACCAACAUGGAACCGUGUAGUGGACAAAUUUGAGAAACAACCUGAUCUAGGGAUACAUCUGGCGCAGGUGAAUUGCGCAUUGAAUGGAGACUUGUGCACCGAGAAUGGUGUUACAGGAUACCCUCAAAUGAACCUCUACCGGAACGGCCAGUUUGUAGAGACCUUCACUAACGAUCGCGACUUCGAUAUCCUUGUAGACUUCCUUCUUCCGCACGCUGAACCUACCGCAAUUUCCUUGUCAUCCCCAACUGCGGUUGAGCAGGAGGAAAUGGCGGCCGAGAUCGUUCCUGUAGGCGAGAAUUCGGUAGUUCAGGUGUCGCAGGCGGAAUCCAAUCCUUUGGGAGAGGUGAUAUCGUUAACUAGUGAGACAUUCGACGACUUUGUGGCCCAGGCGCCUACAUUUGUCAAGUUCUUUGCGCCGUGGUGCGGACACUGCAAGAAACUUGCUCCCGUGUGGCUACAGGUCGCUCGUCGCAUGCAGCAUAAGCUCAAUAUCGCGGAAGUCAAUUGUGAUGAUUUCAAGUCGCUCUGCACGAAGCAAGGGGUCACAGGUUAUCCUAUGCUGUUCUACUACUCUCACGGCGCAAAGACAGAAUACUCAGGAAGUAGAAAAUACGAGCCACUUGUGGCUUUCGCUGACAAGGCAGCAUCUCCAACCAUGCAACCAAUAAGUGCUCAUGAUCUCGACAAGGUUGUCCAUGAACAUCCUGUUGCAUAUGUCCUCCUACAUUCUUCAUCAGAUGAACAUAUUGUCAGUGAGGUCGCUAAAGAUUCUCAAUUGCUCCUGGGGUCACCCCCGGUAUUUGUAUCAUCCUCCAAGGAACUCUUUACUCGCUAUGACAUCCCCACGACAGAAUCCUGGGUCAUCCUGGCAUUCAAAGACAAUGACCCGAAGGAACCCACCUCGAUUUUUAACUCCUCCAUUUCUGAUACACUUAGUACUUGGCUCUUUGCCAAUCGCCUCCCAACCUCCCUCGAGCUCUCACGUGAUAUAUUUCAACACGUAAUGAAUGCUCCACAUAACCCACUCGUUGUGAUCGCUGCAACGCCCAACGGCGUCCAAAAUGAUGUAUCAUCGAAGUUGAACGAUAUCGCAAAGAAGUGGCGCCUGCGCAAGAGCUAUGUUGGCAGACAAGACGUUGUAUUCACGUGGAUGGAUGCUGAUCAAUGGGGAAAAUGGAUGAAGAGUAUGUACGGUGUGAAGGUCAAGGACCAGCCGAAGGUGGUGGUUGCUGAUCACAGUCGCCUGGUCUACUGGGAUAGGGAUACUACUGGGCAGCCUAUUCAGCUAAAUGCCGUCAGCAUAUUCUCUGCUAUUGAAGGUGUUUACAGCAACAAAAUACGUUCCAAGCACUCAGAGAAUAUCAUGGAGCGCCUUCUUCGGGCCUUCAACUCAAGUCUCACAAACACCGAGGGUUUCAUCAUCGCCCAUCCAUAUAUGGCCGUCCUGCUGAUUCUUGGAUUUUUGGCAGCGGUCGUUAUGGCGAUCAAGAAACUUUUGGAUGACGAUACAGAUCUGCAGUCUGAGCAUAGGUACAUCAAGGGUGGUCGUCUAGAUUGAUUUAUGGACACUUUUCUUAAACUCAAAUGUGAAUUUACCAGGAGAGAGUCGGCGUGAUUGUCG
Messenger RNA from Suillus subalutaceus, 1797 nucleotides. RefSeq names its product thioredoxin-like protein. The record is from RefSeq and is a predicted model, not a curated record. Lineage: Eukaryota; Fungi; Basidiomycota; Agaricomycetes; Boletales; Suillaceae. Gene Ontology annotation, cellular component: endoplasmic reticulum. Bases 1 to 1734 code for a protein of 577 amino acids. Gene Ontology annotation, molecular function: protein disulfide isomerase activity. The transcript has 8 exons.